Molecule: messenger RNA, 3480 nt
Organism: Grosmannia clavigera kw1407
Lineage: Eukaryota; Fungi; Ascomycota; Sordariomycetes; Ophiostomatales; Ophiostomataceae
Product: mitochondrial exoribonuclease
Exons: 2
Coding region: 1-3480 (1159 amino acids)
Biological process (GO): mRNA catabolic process
Cellular component (GO): exosome (RNase complex); P-body
Molecular function (GO): RNA binding; 3'-5'-RNA exonuclease activity
Source: RefSeq, a predicted model, not a curated record
AUGCUGCUCCUGCUUUUCCCGGCAGCGCAUUUUAGUGCGGCAGCCAUGCUCGCCCUGGACGAGGCUCUCAGAAAGAGCGAGGGUACGGCCAACCAUGAUGUGGGUGAUGUGGAAGAGGAAGUCGUGGCGACGCCUCUUCGACCCAUUCGCGAAAGACUACGUGACUUUGCCAAGACAGAGCUAUCGGGCCAGGUUGCACGGUUGAUGCCCCGAGACUAUUCCAGCCUGGGGGCCACCCAGAACUCCAUGACGCGUGUCGAGAGCCGCACGCUUGUGCAGAUCGACGGCGAAGGCGAUGGAGCAGACGACCAGCUGCUGGGCGACGGUGCCUUUUCCGGCGAUGGUGAUGCUGGCGGCGAUGGCAGCAACGUGGUUUUGUCGCUGGAGCGGCCAUAUGGAGCAGUAGCACCGCAGCCGGGUGAUCUGCUCGAAGUCAGCACCGACUCGUGGCGCGUGCAGCUGCUGGCUGUCUGCCUCGGCAAUUUCCGCGGCGUCGACCACUUCUACACCAAUACGGGCAAAUGGUUCGUCAGCUCUGGCGUGCGCAGUCUGUUUGGCGUUACCGGGUUUGCCAGCCCGGCCGAGCUUGCGCCCGUCAUUGCUGCUCUGCCGGCUGCUGCUGUUUCUGACGUGCCUGGUGACAUGGCCGCCGACGGCGCUGCUCUGGAGAAGCUGCUCAACGAGAUGCAGGAGAAGAAGAUGGGCCCCACGCGCGAGGCUGGUGCCGGACUCAUCCUCAAGAUGAACGCCUUUGCUCAGAAGUCGGCGUCUAUCCAUACAGCCCACGCCUCCGUGCUGGACAAUGCGUUCAUGGUGCUGCGGCAGUCGUCUGCGCUGUCGUCGACAGAUGAGAGGCGCACGUACAUGACCCUGGACGACAUCGCGGCCGUGCUGCUGCGUAAGGGAGGCCACACGCUCCACGGGCAGCGUCUGCAUAACAACCAAGCGGGUCACAGCCAUGGUCACAGUCUCCCUGUUCGCAACCUGAAGAGCGGCGGGGCGGCUUCGGCACAGAAGGAUGACUUCACGCCAGAAGCCAUGUAUGCCGUACACAAGGCCAUCAUGACAGACGAGCUCGCCUUCCACCCCCUGACAGCAAACACGGGUGGCCACAGCAAACACGACAACGAAAUUCACAGCCGGUCGUGCAUGUAUACCAUCGCAUCGAAGGAGGACAUGGAGAUCGUGCGCGAUGUGGAACAGAUUGUGCGCAGCUUCUAUGAGGAUCCGGACCGCAUCCAUUUUGGCGAACAUCCGUCCGAUGCGGCGCUCAAGAAAACCAGACUGGGGCAGUUUGCCCUCCGUGCGCGAACUGCCAUAGAUCGCAGCCGAUUGACGCGCAGCUGGUCGCCCUAUGGCAUGCUGGGGCCCGAAAAACGCCAAAAGAAGCAGCCCCCGCCACGAGACCUGCCAAUCAUGUGGACCGACCUCGACCUGCGCAUCCUCCACUUCAUGCAUCUGUGGGCUAGCUUCCAACGCUUCUCCACCUCGUCACGACUGCACUGGGUCGGCGCGUCGGUGCUGCGCGCCCUUGAACGGUACGGCGAGGCCGAGUACCUGACGAUGGCCACCGGCUGGACCCUUCUGCAGGAGGUCGGCUGGGUCGCGCCCUGGGAUCUUCCCGCCCGCUAUAGCAUGGCACUGCCGGAUGUACCGCCACUGCGGACGGGUGGCCUGCUCCGUGAGUUGUCUGUUCGGCAGCCGUCUUCCCCGUCUGUUCCCCUCCUGGCGGAUGACAUCUUUGCCCAGCACCGUCGUGAUUGGGCCGACCUGCCGGUGUACUGCAUUGAUGCCAUUGGUGCCUCCGAUAUCGAUGAUGGCAUCUCUCUUGAGCGCACUGCUAACCCGGAUGAGUUCUGGAUUCGUGUCCAUGUCGCUGACCCGGCAUCGUCUAUCUUGCCCGGGAGUCCUCUCGCUGAGCUGGCCGCUCGCCUGCCUCAGACCGCCUAUCUUCCAGGCCAUCAUGUCCGCAUGCUUCCUAACGACGUUGUGCGAGAGCGCUUUUCGCUGGCCCCAAAUAGACCCUGCCUGACCUUUAGUGCCAAGGUCGACCGCCGCAAUGGCACCGUUCUGGCCUCUGAAAUCACCCCAGGGUGGAUGCGCCGCGCCGUCUUCAUCACACCAGACGAUGUGACUGCGGUGGUGGCUGAUGCUGAGGCUGCAGCUAUCAGAGAGAACCGUACGGUCGCCAGCAAUUUUUUGCAACCGCCAGCACAUCUAAAUCUGCCGGGAAUCACGACCACAUUUUCUGUCGGCAAGCCUCCAGCUUCUGUUACAGAACCGACUGCAGCCCACGGCCACCGCAUGACCACGGCUGCCGAUCUCGGGCCAGAUGAACGUGCCGACCUUGAGAUUCUGGCAACACUUGCCACCUCUCUGCGGGCGGUUCGUCUAGCCAAUGGCGCUAUGCCACUGUACUGGCCGCGUCCAUCUGUUGAAGUGUCGCUGUCGAACACAGAUGUUGUUGUGCUCGAUAAAGGAGUAGAGGGAGGCACCAGCGAUGCCUCUUCUUCGUUUUUACAGUGCACUGGCGACCCUUACAUCCGCAUAUGGUAUGACGGCGUGGAUGAUCAGGCAAAUGCUUUAGCUAGCAAUGCUGGCAGCCGCCUUGUCGAAAGCAUCAUGCGCCUGGCUGGCGAGGUGGCUGCCGACUGGUGCCACACGCGCGGCAUUGCUGUGCCGUUUCGCGGCCAGCCUGAUGCUGCUCGUCACCUGCCGCAACUGCGUGCCCUCACCCGCGACCACGUCUACCCAAAGCUGGUCGCCGGUAGCCGUCCGUCUGAGGCCGCGUUGCGCCCGUUGCGUCGGCUGCUAGGUGCCGACGAAGUGACUGCCGAGGCCGUGCCGCACGUCACCAUGGGGGUCGCUCGCUACGUCAAGGCGACGAGCCCGCUGCGACGGUAUGCGGACCUGGUGACGCAUUGGCAGAUCGAGGGAGAGCUGUUGCGUGAGAUCGAAGCCAAUGAGACAUCAAAGCCAAGAGGAGCCAAUGGCCCCCCCUUUACCCGCGACCAGCUCGAGCACGAUGUGCUGCCGCUGCUGCGUGUGCGUGAGCGUACAAUGCGGGCACUGGACAACCGCACCGGCCGCGACCAAUGGAUGUUGCAGGCACUGGUGCGUGCCUGGUUGGGCGAGGGAGACAAGAAGGGUGGCGAGAGCGUUGGAAAGGCUGGCAAAAAAGGGGCAAAUCGGACAAAAGACAAUGCCGAUGCUUCUGCCCUGCUUUCCAACCUCCGUUUCACUGUCAGCAGUGUCAACGCGCAGCGUGGUCUAGUGAUGGGUCAGCUUAACUGGUUUGAGCGACCGGCUGUGAUAGAUGCGAUUGGGCUAAAUUCAGAUGUCAACAGCAACGAGGGCUCAAAACUAGACCUGGUCCACAUCGACAGCAUCCUCCCCGGGCAGGUAUUUCCCGUGGAAUUGGCACAUGUAGAUGUGCAUGGGAACCUUGUGCUGGUGCGGCGGACGGGCGAAGCAUUGUAA